AUGGCCAGCGACCGUGUAGAAGUGGCCGUGGAUGAGAAUCUUCUUGCGGAACUUCCUAAGGACGGCAAGGUGAUCGAGGCAACAUCUCUGGGACUGAGCGACUGGUGCGAUACCACACAGUACAACAAAGCAAGAGGCGAGGGGGGCUUAGAACAGAUUCGAGCACACUGGCACUCCGAAAGCAGCGUAUACAAGUUCAUCCCCGAGUACAUCCCUCGACCAGUCGCGUUCAGGGAGUAUGCAUCUCAGCCGAACACUUAUUUCCUCCUUCUGGAGUUUGAGGACAUGAUUGACGAUGACAUCCCACCUCCAGAGACAUAUAUGGCGGUCCCAAGUGCGCUUCAUCUCCGCAGUGCAGGGAAAUCUCCCACAGGGAAGUUUGGAUUCCCAGUGAAUACUAGUUUUGGCAACCUGACACAACCCAAUGGCUGGGAAUCUUCCUGGGAAGUAUGGUGGACGACUCAUAUGAAGUUCCUGUUGCAAAGGGAAAGAGUCAUUCGCGGCGCCUACGCCGCCGAAGAUGAGACAACAUUGAACUUCUAUCUGGAUACAGUGCUUCCUCGUUACUUGCGUCCCUUGGAGACAGAAGGCCGCUCUAUCAAACCAACACUCUGCCACACAGAUCUCUGGCCUGGAAACGUCAAGUACAAGCUGGACAACGAAACCAUCAUUGUAUACGACGCAAACGCCCUAUGGGCCCAUAACGAAAUUGAGUUGGCCCCAUUCCGCAACCCAAGAUAUCCACUUGGGAAGGCAUACUUUCAAGAGUACUGGAAGCAUGUACCAAUUUCCGAACCUGAAGAAGAUGCCGAAAGCCGCAUAAUCAUCUACCUCAUCCGCCAUCAGGUCUGCCUCGCCAGCCUAUACCCCACUGAGCUGAAGUUGAGAGAUGCAUUCCUCAGCAAUAUGCGUCUUCUAGACGCUGAGCUCGAGAACGAGGACGUCAACGAAGACGAGCUUUUUACGGUUUUUACCAAAUGGCAGAAACACUGGAUCAGCCUCAGCGCAUCGUUUUCGGCCAUGUUUUCUACCAUGAGCAGUUACAUAUACUAUCCGGCCAUUGUUCCCAUCUCUCGAGAUCUUAGGGUGUCGGUCUCCCUGAUCAAUCUUACAGUAACCUCGUAUUUGAUUAUCGCCGCGAUUGCACCUGCCUUUAUGGGGGAUAUGGCUGACCAAAGUGGCCGGAGACCAAUAUUCCUCUUGAUGUUCGUCUUGAUGAUUGGAGCAAAUGUUGGGAUUGCUCUCCAAAGUUCAUUUCCUGCCCUACUGGUGCUUCGUAUGCUCCAGAGCUCAGGUGCUUCUGGGUUGACUGCCAUUACCUACGGUGUUAUAUCGGACAUUACAUUGCCGAAAGAUAGGGGAGGUUUCGUUGGUGUAUUGUUACUCUUUACAGACAUUGCCCCUAGUCUUGGACCUGUGAUUGGAGGCGGCAUAACUCAAGAGCUUGGAUGGAGAUGGAUAUUCUGGUUCCUGACAAUUAUUAUUUCAAUUACAGCUCUUACCAUGCUGUUUUUCUUCCCCGAGACGCAGCGCAACAUCGUGGGAAAUGGCAGCGCCAACGCUAGGGGCAUUUACUGGAGCUUCUUCACUCUGAUCAACAAGAGCCCCCAAAGGAAAGACGGAGGAGCAUUGAGAAGUCAAAAUUCCAGGCGACACUGGCCAAACCCGUUCGCCUGUCUGCCGAUCUUGAAAGACCGCAGCUCACUCGUUGUGAUACUCCUGUACGGCAUCACAUAUUCCGUGAAAAUGACGCUGCAAACAUCGCUGGGUGCCCAGUGUUCGGAGAUCUACAAACUAGACUACCUGACUGCGGGAUUGAUAUAUAUCCCUUCCGGGGUCGCCGGAGGGAGAAUUCUCAAUCGGAAUUACCGAGCAGCAACAAGCAAGCUAUCAGAAAGUAGCGACCAAAAUGGCAUUGCGCCCUCUGAAGUACAGAUUGAACAAGUCAGAUUGAAGGGCUUGAACUUUUUAGUCACUAUAAGCGCGUUAGGAACUGUUGGAUACGGUCUCGCGCUCAUGGCAAAAGCGCACAUGGCUGUCAUGAUUAUAAUGCAGUUUAUCACUGGAAUCACCACUGCUAGUCUGUUCACGAUGACAGGAACACUCUUAACCGACCUCAACUGCGAAAGAUCUGCUACAGCACAGGGUGCGUCCAGCAUAGUGAGAUGCUUGGGAGCGGGUGCGGGAAUUGCAGCACUACAACCACUCGCCGAUGCUGCGGGGUUGGGCUGGUGUUUUGCUAUCUAUGCGUUGUUCCUUGCCACUGAGUUGCCUUUGGCUUGGAUCAUUCGCAAGAAGGGACCGGGUUGGAGGAAGCAGCGCAGACCUUGA
Colletotrichum costaricense is the source of this 2331-nucleotide messenger RNA. RefSeq lists its product as uncharacterized. Lineage: Eukaryota; Fungi; Ascomycota; Sordariomycetes; Glomerellales; Glomerellaceae. The record is from RefSeq and is a predicted model, not a curated record. Gene Ontology annotation, cellular component: plasma membrane. The transcript is spliced from 11 exons. Bases 1 to 2331 code for a protein of 776 amino acids. Gene Ontology annotation, molecular function: transmembrane transporter activity. Gene Ontology annotation, biological process: transmembrane transport.